Sorex fumeus (smoky shrew) is the source of this 1996-nucleotide messenger RNA. It is a transcript of the gene PNO1, whose product is annotated as partner of NOB1 homolog. NCBI's taxonomy places the organism in Eukaryota, Metazoa, Chordata, Mammalia, Eulipotyphla, Soricidae. Gene Ontology annotation, cellular component: nucleolus. Gene Ontology annotation, molecular function: RNA binding. Bases 71 to 829 code for a protein of 252 amino acids. The record is from RefSeq and is a predicted model, not a curated record. The transcript has 7 exons.
UGCGCCUGCGCGUUGCGGUAGCGCACGUGUCCGAGCCGGAAGCCCGUGCCGCUGCCGGAGACUCUUCGGCAUGGAGAGCGCGAUGGAGGCGCAGACCGUGGGCGCUGAGGACGGCUUCACCCAUGUUCUCCGCAAGGGGGGUCGGCGGGCGAAAAAACGGCGGGCUGAGCAGCUGUCCUCGGCCGGAGAGGGCGCGGACGCGGGGCGUAUGGACACUGACGAGGCCCAGCCGGCCAAGAGGCCCGUGUUCCCGCCCCUCUCCGGGGACGCGUUCCUGAGUGGGAAAGGCGAAAUCAGGAAAGUUCCAGUCCCAGCCAACAGAUACACGCCCUUAAAAGAGAACUGGAUGAAGAUUUUUACUCCGAUUGUAGAACACUUGGGACUUCAGAUACGCUUUAACUUGAAAUCGAGGAACGUAGAAAUUAGGACAUGUAAAGAUACCAAAGAUGUUGGUGCUCUGACCAAAGCCGCUGAUUUUGUGAAAGCCUUUGUCCUGGGGUUUCAGGUGGAGGAUGCACUUGCCCUCAUUAGACUGGAUGACCUCUUCCUAGAGUCUUUUGAAAUUACAGAUGUAAAGCCCCUAAAGGGAGACCACCUAUCCCGAGCUAUUGGAAGAAUUGCUGGCAAAGGAGGAAAAACCAAAUUCACCAUAGAGAAUGUGACACGGACACGGAUAGUUCUGGCUGAUGUGAAAGUUCACAUCCUUGGCUCUUUCCAAAACAUCAAGAUGGCAAGAACUGCUAUUUGCAACCUCAUCCUGGGAAAUCCUCCUUCAAAGGUCUACGGCAACAUUCGAGCUGUGGCUAGCAGAGCAGCAGAUCGGUUCUGAUUGUGAAGGAGAGCCCUUUUAUCUUGUGUUUGGACUCCAGAGAAAAAGACCAUACCCGCAACAAGUGGGCACAGGAAACAACAUGAAGAAUUUUUCAGUCACUUGUAGCCUUAAUUUGUUCCUUCUUCCCUUCUCAGCCAGACAUGAACAGAAAGGAAGAGGUUGAAUAUUCACAGUCAGCCGGAUCAUUUAAAUACCGGCAUUCAGUACCAUUAUUAUAUCAACAUAUUUUAAGUAGCAGAUUUGCAUACUUUAUAAUUCUCAUUUUGCGAGAAACUUACGGUUUAAACAGUUCUUCAUGAGUUUGUAAGCUUUUAUUUAUAAAUUUACUUAAAAAUUUAAUACACAUUUCUUCUAGGAGUUGUAUUAAAGAAUUAUCUCAGAAAAUUUCUGACUCUACCAUAAAUUCUGGGUAGUCUGCAAACACUUUUAAGCCAUUGUCAUGUGUAGGCUUUGGGUAUACUCAAAGGAUUAAUAUCUGUGUCCCCAAAAACAUUCAGUCAAAAGAAUAUAAACAUACUAUUCAUUUCAGCAGUGAGCACAGUAGCUAGAAUAUAGAAUUCUAACCAGGUAUACAAUGAUAGAUGGGUGGAUAAUGAAGGUAUGAUGCAUAUACACAGUGGAGUACUGGGCAGCUGCAAGGAAGGAUCGACUCGUGCAGUUUACGGCAACUUGGAUGGAACUCGAGGAUGCCAUGUUAAAUGAAGAAUAAUAACUACCUGAUGGUUUCACUUAUUUGCAGUGGGGAUACCUCAGUUACCCUUUAUCUAGACUAUUGAAAUGAGGUCAGAGAAGGAAAGAAAUAUAGAGAGGGUAAGUAAGAAGAGGCAGACUGGAGUAGCAAGGGCAGGGCCCCCUAGCACUUUGGUGGUGUAGAGGUGAGGGAUAGAUGUUUAAACAAAGCAGGAAACCCAAACCACAAUAACUGAAUUUAAAAAUGUGCCUGUUGAGGGGAGUGGGAGGGAAUAGGAGGACAUUGGUAAUGAGAUUGGUGUUAGGACAUUGCAUACCAUGAAACUAUUAUGAGCACUUCAUAAAUCAUGGUGCCUUAAAUUUUAAGUUUGUUUUUGUUUUGCAGUUUGUCCUUUAAAGUUACAGAACUACAACACAAAAUUGUAAGGAUAGAGUUUUUCAAAUUCCGUAUUUAAUAAAGGUAAUCAGAACUUG